AUGCUGUUCUCGCUGGUGCUGGGGGCUGCGCGCAGGGCCGCGAGCGCAUCCGUGGAGACAGCGCUCUGCGGAGGCGGUUUGAAGCUAAUUCAGGAAAGCCAUCACCAUUUUUGCACUGCUAUUUCUAAAAAUGUCACUUACAAGGAACUUAAAAACCUGUUGAAUUCCAAAAAUAUCAUGUUAAUUGAUGUUAGAGAAACAUGGGAAAUUCUUGAACAUGGAAAAAUUCCUGGGUCUAUUAAUAUACCAUUGGGUGAGCUAGGUGAGGCUCUACAGAUGAACCCGAGAGACUUUGAAGAGAGGUACCAUGAAGUGAAGCCAUCCACGUCUGACAGCCUAGUGUUUUCUUGUUUAGCUGGAGUGAGAAGCAAGAAGGCUCUGGACACAGCCAUAUCCCUGGGCUUUCGCAGUGCUCGACACUAUUCUGGCGGAUGGAAGGAAUGGGAAACCUAUGAAUUUUCAGAGAAGAAACAAGAAAGUUGAGUUUUGGAAUACAAAAGAUUCUUUGUGUACAUAAAGCCAAAGACAGUGGACUAAGCAAAAAGAAAAUCUAGUUCUGGCACCAAUGGUGAAUGGUGAGCAGAUUCUGUAUAACUAACUACCUGGUGAAUAUUCUUCUCAUCCUUAAACUGAAAAUACUGUUCCCCUGAGCACUUUCAAUGAUUGCUGAAGAAGCCAAGCUUAGUGGGGCAUGCCUUUAAUUCCAACACUUGGGAGGUAGAGGUAGGAGGAUUGCUGUGAGUUUGAGGCUAGGCUGGCACUAUGGAGUGAGUUCCAGGUCAGCCUGGGCUAGACUGAUACCUAACUUGAAGGAUAAAAAAAAAAAAAAGGCUACUGAGGACUAAGAUAAUGUGACUUGGAUAGGCUUGUGAGUAGAUUCUAAGAGUUAAUUUUCAAGUAGCUGGCAUUGUAAAAGAUCAGGUAACUUGUAUCACCUAAUCAUGUAUGACCAUUUAUUUGAAUUAGUGUCACUUCUAUUCAGAGUAUAUGAACUAAAACAGGAUGGUAAGCAGAUUUGGCCUAAAAAAAAUAAUCAAGAAGCUGGUGCUGGGCAUGGUAGCUUAUGCUUGCGAAUCUAGCACUCAGAAGUUUAAGGCAGGUAGAUUGCUAUAAGUUUGAGGUCAGCCUGGUCUAUGUAGCAACUUCUAGGCCAGCUAUAGGCUGUAGAGUGAGACCUUGUCUCAAAACCUUAAAAAAAAAAAAAAAGAAAA
Messenger RNA from Jaculus jaculus (lesser Egyptian jerboa), 1211 nucleotides. Its product is annotated as thiosulfate sulfurtransferase/rhodanese-like domain-containing protein 3. Gene Ontology annotation, cellular component: mitochondrion. The record is from RefSeq and is a predicted model, not a curated record. NCBI's taxonomy places the organism in Eukaryota, Metazoa, Chordata, Mammalia, Rodentia, Dipodidae. The transcript has a single exon. The coding region runs from base 1 to 483 and encodes 160 amino acids. Gene Ontology annotation, molecular function: thiosulfate-cyanide sulfurtransferase activity.